Molecule: messenger RNA, 618 nt
Organism: Schistosoma turkestanicum
Lineage: Eukaryota; Metazoa; Platyhelminthes; Trematoda; Strigeidida; Schistosomatidae
Source: the annotation of a GenBank genome assembly
AUGCAUCUUGCUAUGCAAACUGACAGUAGUUAUACCAUAGAAAAAUUGACAAAACAACAUCAAGAAACUAUAUCCAAUUUGGAUAACUUCCAAACCACUGUAGAUCAAUUGAAACUUCAAGCAGACGAGUUAUUAGGAUAUGUAGACUGUUUGUAUGUUUCAGCAGAUAAAGAUGUUCAAUCAAAAGAACUUAUUUCGGAGACUACCAUAAAAUCUAAGAGUGAGAUUGGAAAUUUAAUAAAGAAUAGAAUAAAAAGUCUCUUAGAUUCGUUUUCUGUUCUUAGUGGAUGUAUUCGUCAGACACAGUUACUUCUUUUGGACGCUGUAUCUUUACAUCAGCUGUUCCAAAUGGCUUCAUCAACGUAUAGCUGGAUCACUGAAAAAGAAGUUUACAUCCAACUGUUAAUAAUGGACGAUCUACAAGAAGAAGAGUUUUCUAAGAUUAUCGAAGGUGAUGUUAGUACUAAUCAAGGGUUAAUUCAAAGAUUGGAAAUUGUUAAAAAUCGAUUUUCUGAUCUAGAAGAGCAAAUGAGUACAGCAGCUGAGCAAGUAAGCAAAUUUGCAAAUCAUCUGUUGUCUAAUUUUCCGUUUGUUUGUAGUAUUAAGCAACUAUGUUAG